Messenger RNA from Aspergillus alliaceus, 2691 nucleotides. RefSeq names its product putative alpha,alpha-trehalose-phosphate synthase subunit Tps2 (gene orlA). The record is from RefSeq and is a predicted model, not a curated record. Gene Ontology annotation, biological process: cellular response to heat; trehalose biosynthetic process; fungal-type cell wall organization. The transcript has 4 exons. Gene Ontology annotation, molecular function: catalytic activity. Gene Ontology annotation, cellular component: alpha,alpha-trehalose-phosphate synthase complex (UDP-forming); cytosol. Lineage: Eukaryota; Fungi; Ascomycota; Eurotiomycetes; Eurotiales; Aspergillaceae. The coding region runs from base 1 to 2691 and encodes 896 amino acids.
AUGCCCUCGGAGCAAAUGAUGACGCCUGCACAUAUUCCAGGUGAUCAGCCGGACCCAGUUCUGGGGUCGUCGGAUGCUGCCCUCAAUACUCCUGCUCAGGCAGCUAAGGAUGCGAGGUCUGGAAUUGAACUCUUGCGCCGUUUGAGUCUGAGAGAGACACCCAAGGCACUAGAAGCGGAUCUUCGUCAGCAACACCCAGGUCUGUGUCUUUCUGGGAGGAUCAUUAGCGCUGCGUUUUGCAUUCCAUACAAGGUUUAUUAUCGACCGGGCUCUUAUUGGGAGCUCAAACCUCGUCCGGGAACCUCAGCACUUUUUGAUUCUUUGGCAUAUUUAGGUUCCGGUGAGACGAGCUGGUCUCAUACACUCGUUGGCUGGACCGGCGAAGUAGAACCGGUCCCAGAGGACACAGUACCUCUACAGCAAGUUCCCAUAAACACCAGUGCGAAGCUUCCAGCUGCAGUUAAUGGUACCGCAAUACCUCUCAACAAAGCAGCGGCCCCAGUCCCAGUAGAUGCAAAUCAACGACCACCUAGCCAUCCUCUUCUAGACGGUUUCACUGUCGGUCAGGAGGAUCGAAGUCGGCUUGACAAGCAAUUAAGCUCCGGCCGUUAUGGUAAAAUCGCCCCCGUGUGGCUGUCUGCUGAAACAGAAACACCCGAGGAUAUAAUUUCCUUGGAGGAUCAAGGUAGAUGGAGACGUUAUGCAGAAAGGGAGCUGUACCCUCUAUUGCACUACAAGCAACAUGGUCCCACAGACGGCCGGUCGGAACGCAAGUGGUGGGUAGAUUACGUUCGAAUGAAUCGGUUAUUUGCGGAGCGGAUCCUGAAAGAAUACCAGGAAGGUGAUAUUGUUUGGAUCCAUGACUAUCAUCUUUUUCUUCUUCCCAGUAUGUUGCGGCAACGGAUCCCAAACGUAUACAUUGGCUUCUUCCUACAUGCCCCAUUUCCUAGCAGUGAAUUUAUGCGCUGCCUAGCUAAGCGCAAAGAGGUGCUUACCGGAGUGCUGGGUGCGAACAUGAUCGGUUUCCAGACUUUUUCCUACUCUCGCCAUUUUUCAUCCUGCUGCACCCGAGUGCUCGGAUUCGACUCCAAUUCUGCUGGGGUUGAUGCGUAUGGCGCUCACGUGGCUGUGGACGUCUUCCCUAUUGGUAUCGAUGCCAAGGCGAUCCAGAAUAUUGCCUUUGGAUCCGCCGAGAUCGAGAAAGCUGUUGCGGGAAUCCGCAAGCUUUAUGCCGGGAAAAAGAUCAUUGUCGGCCGUGAUCGACUGGACAGUGUCCGUGGUGUGGCACAGAAGUUGCAGUCAUUCGAAGUAUUUUUGGAGCGGUACCCCGAAUGGCGUGACAAGGUGGUGCUUAUCCAAGUGACCAGUCCGACCAGUGUCGAAGAGGAAAAAGAGGAGAACAAAAUCGCAAGUCAGAUAUCCAAUCUUGUUUCUACCAUAAAUGGUCGGUUUGGGUCUUUGAGCUUCUCGCCCGUCAAGUAUUACCCGCAGUAUCUCUCCCAGCAUGAGUAUUUCGCCUUACUGCGCGUAGCCGAUGUUGGUCUGAUCACCACUGUUCGUGAUGGCAUGAACACGACUAGUUUGGAGUAUAUUAUUUGCCAACAGCAGAGCCAUGGUCCUUUGAUCCUCUCCGAAUUUUCGGGGACCGCCGGGACUCUCUCUAGUGCGAUACACAUCAAUCCAUGGGAUACGGCAGGGGUGGCUGGAGCCAUCAAUCAAGCCUUGACGAUGUCCCCCAACGAGAGAGAGGCAAGCCACUUGAAGCUCUAUAAGCAUGUUACAACAAACACAGUCUCGGCUUGGUCCACGCAAUAUCUCUCGCGUCUGCUGACCAAUCUUUCUUCUUUUGACCAGUCUGUGGCUACCCCGGCUCUCGAUCGAGCUAAGCUAUUGAAGCAGUACCGUAAGGCACGAAAAAGGCUUUUCAUGUUUGACUACGAUGGCACACUUACCCCCAUCGUUAAAGAUCCCCAGGCCGCUAUACCAUCAGAUCGCGUCUUGCGAACCAUCAAAACUUUAGCUGCGGACUCCCGGAAUGCAGUUUGGAUCAUCAGUGGGCGUGAUCAGGCUUUUCUCGAUGAGUGGAUGGGCCAUAUACCAGAAUUAGGACUGAGUGCGGAGCAUGGUUGUUUCAUCCGGAAACCUCGCUCGGACGAUUGGGAGAAUCUGGCCGAACGAUCGAACAUGGGAUGGCAGAAGGAAGUCAUGGAGAUAUUUCAGCACUACACUGAGCGAACCCAAGGAUCCUUCAUUGAGAGGAAACGGGUUGCGUUGACGUGGCACUAUCGGCGUGCAGACCCUGAAUAUGGUGCGUUCCAGGCGCGAGAGUGCCGAAGACACCUAGAGGAGACCGUUGGGAAGAGAUGGGACGUGGAAGUCAUGGCAGGAAAGGCCAAUUUGGAGGUUAGGCCGACAUUUGUCAACAAAGGGUUCAUCGCAAGCCGAUUAGUCAAUGAAUAUGGGAUCGGCCCUGGGAAAGUUCCUGAAUUUAUCUUUUGCUCGGGAGACGACUUUACUGAUGAAGACAUGUUCCGGGCCCUUCAAAAUUUUGACCUCCCGCAAGAUCAUGUCUAUUCAGUGACCGUUGGUGCCAGUUCAAAACAGACUUCCGCCAGUUGGCAUCUUCUAGAGCCAGCCGAUGUCAUUGAGACAAUCACAAUGCUAAACAGUAGUUCUGCACAAGAAUAUUGA